AUGGUGUCGCUACUCCCGCCGCAGUCUGACGCCACGCUGCCCGGCCCCGCCAGACUGGAGGGCGAGCCCCAGGGGGACCUCAUGCAGGCGCCGGGCCUCCCAGGCUCACCCGCCCCACAGAACAAGCUUGCCAGCUUCAGCUGCUCAUCAUUUGCGCCCGACGGCCCCCCAGAGAGGGCAUCCUCGCUGCCCCCACAGAGCCCCAGCGUUGCGUCCCCUGGCCCUGAGCAAGUCCACUGCCCAGCCGGCGCUGGCCCGGGCCCCUUCCGGCUCUCACCCUCAGACAAGUUCACCAGCUUCGGCUUUGAGGAGGGCCCUGCAAGCAGCCCUGGGCACUUCCUCAAGGGCGGCCAUGGGCCUUUCCACCCAUACAAGCGGCACUUCCAUGAGGACGUCUUCCCCGAGGCCCAGACCGCCCUGGCCCUCGAUGGACACUCCUUUAAGACUCCGGGGGCGCUGGAGACCUUCGAGGAGAUCCCCGUGGAUGUCGGGGAGGCUGAGGCCUUCCUGCCUGGCUUCUCGGCAGAGGCCUGGUGCAACGGGCUCCCCUACCCCAGCCAGGAGCACAGCCCCCAAGUCCUGGGGUCAGAGGUCAAGGUCAAGCCCCCAGCUUUGGAGACCGGUCCUGGGAUGUACUGUUACCAGCCUCCCUUGCAGCACAUGUACUGUCCCUCCCAGCCCUCCUUCCACCAGUACUCACCAGGUGGCGGCGGCUACCCAGUCCCGUACCUGGGCUCCUCACACUAUCCAUACCAGCGGAUCGCACCCCAGGCAAGCACCGAUGGGCACCAGCCUCUCUUCCCCAAACCCAUUUACUCCUACAGCAUCCUCAUCUUCAUGGCCCUUAAGAACAGUAAAACUGGGAGCCUUCCUGUCAGCGAGAUCUACAAUUUCAUGACGGAGCACUUUCCUUACUUCAAGACAGCGCCCGACGGCUGGAAGAAUUCUGUUCGCCACAACCUUUCUCUCAACAAGUGCUUUGAGAAGGUGGAGAACAAAUCAGGAAGCUCCUCUCGCAAGGGCUGUCUGUGGGCCCUCAAUCCGGCCAAGAUCGACAAGAUGCAGGAGGAGCUGCAGAAGUGGAAGAGGAAAGACCCUAUCGCUGUGCGCAAGAGCAUGGCCAAGCCAGAAGAGCUGGACAGCCUCAUCGGAGAGAAGAGGGAGAAGCUGGGCUCCCCACUGCUGGGCUGCCCACCCCCCGGGCUGGCAGCCUCCGGCCCCGUCCGGCCCCUGGGCCCUCCAGUUGGGCUCUCCCAGCCACUGCAUUCCAUCCACCCAGCCCCAGGCCCCAUUCCUGGCAAGAACCCCCUGCAGGACCUUCUUGGGGGACACGUGCCCUCCUGCUACGGGCAGACAUAUUCGCACCUCUCACCGGGCCUGGCCCCUCCUGGACCUCCACAGCCAUUGUUCCCGCAGCCAGACGGGCACCUUGAGCUGCGGGCCCAGCCAGGCACCCCCCAGGACUCGCCUCUGCCUGCCAACACCCCGCCCAGCCACAGCGCCAAGCUGCUGGCCGAGCCUUCCCCGGCCAGGACCAUGCAUGACCCCCUGCUGCCAGACGGAGACCUUGGCACUGACCUGGAUGCCAUCAACCCCUCUCUCACCGACUUUGACUUCCAGGGAAAUCUGUGGGAACAGCUGAAGGAUGACAGCUUGGCCCUUGACCCCUUGGUACUGGUGACCUCGUCCCCGACAUCAUCUUCGAUGCCGCCGCCCCCGCCGCCCCCCCAUUGCUUCCCGCCUGGGCCCUGUCUGGGAGAGACGGGCAGUGGGAGCGGCGACUUGGCACCCCCAGGCGGUGGGGGCUCCGGGGCUUUGGGUGACCUGCACCUCACCACUCUCUACUCGGCCUUCAUGGAGCUGGAGCCCACACCCCCCACGGCCCCCACUGGCCCCGCUGUGUACCUCAGCCCCAGCUCCAAGCCCAUGGCCCUAGCAUGA
Hyaena hyaena (striped hyena) is the source of this 1941-nucleotide messenger RNA. RefSeq names its product forkhead box N1 (gene FOXN1). Gene Ontology annotation, molecular function: DNA-binding transcription factor activity, RNA polymerase II-specific; transcription cis-regulatory region binding. Gene Ontology annotation, biological process: regulation of transcription by RNA polymerase II. The coding region runs from base 1 to 1941 and encodes 646 amino acids. The record is from RefSeq and is a predicted model, not a curated record. The transcript is spliced from 8 exons. Lineage: Eukaryota; Metazoa; Chordata; Mammalia; Carnivora; Hyaenidae.